This is a messenger RNA of Penicillium canescens, 1926 nucleotides long. RefSeq lists its product as uncharacterized. NCBI's taxonomy places the organism in Eukaryota, Fungi, Ascomycota, Eurotiomycetes, Eurotiales, Aspergillaceae. The coding region runs from base 1 to 1926 and encodes 641 amino acids. The record is from RefSeq and is a predicted model, not a curated record. The transcript has 2 exons.
AUGGCGAGAGACACGACAACAGUCACGUCUCGCACCCAGCGCACCGAGACCAUAUCAUUUCCCGUGUUGACCUAUAGCGACGCCUUGCCCCGGAAUGACCUUCGCGAUCUUGACGAUCAACCUUCAAAACGUCUAACCCGGGCUGGAAUUGUUGGAGAAUGGGACUUCCGACAGCCCUCUCCAGUAGAGGGGUGGUUUAGAAGACCACCGCCAGGCCCUGGUGCGAAUUUCGACUUUCAAGUGACAUCGCCAGCGGAUGAAGUCAUUUCAUCUAGCAACGGACCGACCGAGCAGUAUAUGAUAGGAGUUGCACUGGGUAGCCCAGGCAUGAUCAACGAAGAUGAACCUUUACCGCCGCCUCGGUUCGAUACAGCAAUCUUCGAGCCAGAGCGAAUGACACAAAGCCCCCAGGCUUACAAACAGAGCAAGUGGAAGAAGAUUGGGGGACUACUCAAGGCAAAGAAUGCACUUACAUCGCCAUCAAAUCAACUACAUGGAAGCUUGGCUCAGCAACCCGAGAAGUCCAACAAGCCCAAGGAAAGGAAUAAUUCUUUGGAAGAGUGGUCGGCUUUUGAGGUAGACCCUAAGGCAAUCAUGGGCGGCGUUAAUCAAAGCCCUUCACGUUCUCGGAAGUUUUCACUGAGCGGGAGGAAAGCGCCUCCAGAGGAACCACCCGUUCAAAGGCCCUUGCUGAGUGUCGACAUCCCGGAUAUCCAAAUGGAGCGAUAUAGUGUCAUGUUCAGCGACGUUGUCAACAAGAACGAGAGACCUUCACUGCUGGCCAGAAGGGCAAAGACAUUGGACAAUCUCCGUGUCCCGGACGCAAAUGGAUUUCUGAAAGCGCCUGCGCCACCUCCAAUGCCACAACGCCGGGCAACGUCGCCCGCGAGAUCUAGCUUCACCUUAUUCCCAAGCUCACAGCCGUCCAAGGCGGCUCGGUUACUCGGCACGCAGAACUUCUCUCGCGGCCUAGGCCCUCUAAUCAGGUCCAAUACGUUGCCAGUCGAAAGUCCGUCUAAGGCAUCGGCAAACCACUCUCGCAACAGCUCGAACAUCAACAGCACAUCUUUAUUCGAAUCACCUGUCAUCCCGAGAUUAAACGAGCGCUCGAGUUCAAAUACCCCGCGAUCAUCUAGCAGCCUAGAUAAACCUCUUCCCGCAAUCAAGCAUGAGCCACAGGCUUCCCACCAGCAGCGAAUUGUUCAACCACCGAAGAACAUUCUCUCGCCGCAGAAGUCUCGAUCAAACUCGUUCGCAAAACAGCAAAACAGUACUCACCCUGUUCCUCCAAGGCAGGAUCAACAGCCAUGGAAGAUUACACAUCCACCAAGAAAAGACUCUCAACCGAGGACAGGUCAAAAGCCACCCCAGGUUGCCUCGUCACAGAAGCAGAGUACACAUCACCGUGUCGACCACAGACCAGACAACCACAAACGAGACCACCCGGCCCGACCACGUCUCAGAGUCCAAACUGAAGCUCGACCACAACCCCCAGCCAACGACAAUACCACAAGCGGCACAUCUCUAAGCCCACCAUCAACACUAAAUGCCACCCAACAAAAGAUCGACCGAAUCAUGUCCCCAGCUUCAGCCUCUCCAGCGACGAGAUUGGGCAUUUCCCCAGCAGAUUCCACGCGCUUGCCCUUUGCGGAUGCCGACGGUGCCAUUGAAAUCAAUGAAAAUGAAGAGCCCGAGUCAGAGCAGGAACCACCCCGGGCAAUUCCGCGAGUUGGGGUCUCGAUUGCUCGCUCGAUAUCGGUUUCUAGGGGAAAGCGCCAGAUGCUUGUUCCUAUCGGGGCCAAGGUUGAACAUUUCGAUCCUGAUGAGAGGUUUGUGCAGAGAAGAGUCUUGACGUCGCAGAUUAUGGAUGCUCAUCGGGGUCAUCGGCCUGGUGUGUCGCAGGAAUUGCGAAUCGAGUCUUUUUGA